CUUAUAUUUGCUUAGGUUUGGGAGGUGCAAUGAAUUAGAUUGAUUAUAUGAAAUUAUUAUAGAAAAGCUUAUAGAUGAAUACAAGUGCCAUAAAUGCCUUCAAUUAGAAUUAGUUUUUCUGCUAAUUAGGAAUGAUGGGUCAAAAGAAAACAAAUACUGUGUAAAAUCCAAUUACUGUUGAAGAUGAUGACCCCCCUUAAAUUUAGAAAUGUCAGAAUUCUAAAUGCAAUAAUAAGGGAGAUCGUAAGACAAAGUCAAAGAAAGGUGAAACCCUCUAAUUCUGUGAAAAAUGUUUAAGGAUGUACAAUCGUGGAAAUUUUUGUGAUUUUUGUGAAUAAGUAUUGAAAGAAUUUUUUUAAGAUUUGUAGGUCUAUUCAAAUGGGUCUUAUGAUCAUGAUGAAUAAGAAUGGAUACAAUGUGAUGAAUGUGAGAAAUGGGUAUAUUUCAAAAGAUAUUGAUAGAAUCAUCUAAAUUGUGAAGCUAAAUGUAGGAAUUCGAAUAUAAAAGAAGAGACUGAGAAUAAAGUUUAUUAUUGUUUAAAUUGUUCUAAAAUUAAAAAACAAUAACAAUAAUAAUAAUAAAUUCAGUAAUAGAAGAAAUAAGAAAAGACGACAGAAGAAUAUCAGCCAAAAUAAAGAACUAUAAUGGAAUGUGAGGAUGCUAGAACAAGAGAGAAGAAUAUCAAUUUUGUAGCUACUAAAGAUAAUAAAGUUUAAUUUAGUAAAUUUAUAAAUUUAAUAAUUUUUAAUAGCAUUUCGAUUGAAUCUAUAUGAUGAUGAAAUUAAGUCAGAUCUCGAUUUUCUGAGGAAUUCUGGCAAGAAGAACAUUAAGAAAUAGAAUUAAUAAGAUUCUCCAAUCAUAAAAUAAAUUAUAAUACCAUAAUAAUAAUUAUAAUAAUAAUAAUAAUCAUAAUAAUAAUAAUAAUAAUUAAUAUAAGAAGAGAAUGUAAUUAUAUAAUCAACUCAUUAUUAGAAUUCUGAUUAAUAAAUGAAUAGUAGGAGAAGAACUAGAAAUAACAAAAAUAGAGUUAAUUAUAGAAAUUUAGGGGGUGAAUGA
Paramecium primaurelia is the source of this 1056-nucleotide messenger RNA. The record is from the annotation of a GenBank genome assembly. NCBI's taxonomy places the organism in Eukaryota, Ciliophora, Oligohymenophorea, Peniculida, Parameciidae.